AUGCGCCGCCGCAGCUGGGCCAGAAAGGUCGAGCGGUACUGCUGCACCGCCGUCACAUACUUCCCGCUGGUCUUCGUCUAUGGCCUGACGUCGUGGGCCGUAUGGGUUCAGGCAGGCAUCGGCUUCGUGCCUUCGAAGAAUGUCUGGACGGGAAAGUUCUCAUCCGCGCUCGGCGUCUUCCUCUAUCUCAUGCUCAACUGGAGCUAUACCACCGCCGUCUUCACCGACCCCGGAUCGCCGCUUAAUAUCAAAAAUGGCUACAGUCACCUGCCGUCACAAGAAGGGGGAGAGAUGCAGUACACGUCCUUCACAGUCAAGGCAUCCACGGGAGAACUGCGCUUCUGCAACAAAUGCCAGUCCAAGAAGCCCGAUCGCUCCCACCACUGCUCUACGUGCAAGCGAUGCGUACUGAAAAUGGAUCACCACUGCCCAUGGCUUGCGACUUGCGUUGGUCUCCGCAACUACAAGGCCUUUGUGCUCUUCCUGCUAUAUCUCUCCUUUUUCUGCUGGACAUGUUUUGCGACAUCCGCUACUUGGGUAUGGAGCGAGAUACUCAGCGAUGGUCAAUACACUGAGUCGUUCAUGCCCGUCAACUAUGUUCUACUAGCCGUACUAUCCGGUAUCAUCGGUAUUGUCAUAACAGGCUUUACUGCGUGGCAUCUGUGGCUUACGGUCAGGGGUCAGACUACAAUAGAAAGCCUAGAGAAGACGCGCUACCUCUCACCACUUCGGAAUACAAUGAAGCACCAGCUUAACGACCGAAACUACGUCGACGCGCAAGCAAACGGGCGCUUAAGUGUUGGCGACCAGUUGCGUGAGAUUCACGCGAACGCUCUUCCGGGAGUGACUAGGCCAGAGGAGGGCGAGCCGCCUUCGCGGUCUACGUCACGCUCUCCUGUACCGGGCCAUGCAAAUGGCUACUCGCACCCGCACUACCAAUCCUACGAGUACCGAGAACGCCAGCAGAACCAGGACCGCUACGACAGCUAUCUCGACGAGCGCGACAACGAACAGCUACCCAAUGCAUUCGAUUUGGGCUGGAAACGCAAUAUCGCACAUGUUUUCGGGCCUUCGCCGUUGAAGUGGUUCGUGCCGCUUGUAACCACAACGGGAGACGGAUGGUCCUGGGAACCGAGCCCGAAGUGGCUGGCAGCACGGGAGCGGAUAAAACGUGAAAGAGAAAGAGAAGAACAAAUACAGAAGCAGCGUGAGCGUGCUGCUGGUUGGGGUGUUGAUACUCCUACUGAAGCAGAGUUUCGGGGCCCCACCCGCGCUCCGAAUGGAUGGAUGCCCGGCCAAUACAGCCAGCCUCCACCACGAGCUACAAGACGUCCGGAAUGGCAGGCACCCCUUGGUCGCGGCGAGCAAACCCAAUACCUCACCACCUCCAACGGCAUCGCAAAAGGCCCACUCGACGGACGAAGAAGUCCGAAUAAAGCCGACCAAAUACUAGGAAGGGAACGCGGCAUGUAUGCCGAUGGCGAUGUACAACUCCAAACAAUCGAUAGGAGGAAGUUUGACCAAUACAACUACAUAUCCGAGGACGAAGAUGACGAUUACGAAGCGUCUAGCGACGAGCAAGCGGUAGACCAGCGGAAAUCGCAAAAAGCACAGACCGUGACUGCACCACCAAAAGGAACGCAUAACUGGAAUGAUAUACCAGAUGGCUUCUUAGAUCCCGCACCGAAAGGGAAGAAGAGCACGAGUCGGGAACGGUCACGGAAAAAUGGCGAAUGGGAUGACUGGGGUACAUAA
Alternaria atra is the source of this 1755-nucleotide messenger RNA. RefSeq lists its product as uncharacterized. The coding region runs from base 1 to 1755 and encodes 584 amino acids. The transcript has 2 exons. Lineage: Eukaryota; Fungi; Ascomycota; Dothideomycetes; Pleosporales; Pleosporaceae. The record is from RefSeq and is a predicted model, not a curated record. Gene Ontology annotation, molecular function: protein-cysteine S-palmitoyltransferase activity. Gene Ontology annotation, cellular component: Golgi apparatus; endoplasmic reticulum. Gene Ontology annotation, biological process: peptidyl-L-cysteine S-palmitoylation; protein targeting to membrane.